GAAAAGCCUCCAUCUUCCUCCCUUCUCUCCUUCUCUGCCUACACACCAGCCCACAGAAUUCUCUCUCUCCUCCUCCUCCUCCUCCUCAAUUUUGUUCUGUGCGCCGUUCCUCUGCACUCACCUCUAUCGCUAACCGACCAUAGCCCAAACACCUUCUUUCCUCUACAAAAAAGAAAAGAACUCAUGUUCAUACUCAAUCUCCCAACUUCAAAAUUCCUGAAAUAAAAGCCUCGGCCUUUCAUUUCAUACGGUUCUGCUUCGCUGUUGCCCUCUCCGUCAGCCUUGGAUGUCAUGGCCUAAGGUAUAGCGCAUGGGCAGCGUUCUAAAGAUUGCACUACAGCUGGAUGACUAACAUACUCCAUUUUUAUCACUUUCCCGCCAAAAUGCUGCCAGGUGGCAGACCAAAAAACUCUCACUUUAGAUAUUGAUAGAUUAUGUAGGACCCACAACAAAUAAAUCUUCCCAUAUUUAUAUCUGCCCAACUUAUGUAGAACGAACCGAGCACUGGCCUAAAUAAAUUCAACAAAUAUACUCCCAUCUAAAAAGCUUUGUUUUCCACGAGCAAAAACAGCAUAGAGCUGACACGUGGAAACAGAUUCUCAUAAGCUGACAGAUAUUUCAAUCUCUAAGCAAAAAGCACCAUCGUAUCUCAUGAGCUCAUCAGAAUUUCAUACUAACCGCAAUUAAUCAAUUACCAAGAACCCAUUUUUAUCCCAACAAAUACAAGUAAUUAAGUUUUUUUUGUUGAAUUACUAUUUCCUUAUUAUUUCAAGCAAGAAUCCACCCCAUUUCAAACAAGUGAAUAAUCAACUGUUGACACUGCCACCGCCGCAAUUCACUUUUGGGAGCUCACUGGUGUUUUAUGGUUAAGUUAUGAUUUCAUACAGUGAUGUGGAGAGCCAACUGUUCAAUGGUAUGACUGCAGCUUGACAUGCUAUUUGUAGGUCAGGACACCAGCAUUGGAAAUAUGGGAUAUGGCUUUAGUAGAUUGGAUUCUGCCUCCAGACUUCUUGAUGGUUCGAGUUCCAGUGAUGAGAUUCGUGCUAGUCCUCGGAUCAAUAGGCAGUUGCAUUCUGUAGACCAUGAUAUUGCUCAGCUAACAAGGCUCCAAUCUCCGCAGGAGAAUUUUAGUCUAACUCGUCCAGGGAAGCGUGAGUAUCCCGUCUCAGUAGUGACGAUGCUGGCUGGUCGAGAAGCAAAUCUUUUCAAAAGAGGGAGGUUCUCGCCAGGAGACUGCCGUCAUGUUUUGAGUAAAUAUUUGCCUGUUAAUGGUCCUUGGGUUGUGGACCAGAUGUCAACCAGGGCUUAUGUGUCGCAGUUUUCGUUGGAUGGCUCGCUUUUUAUGGCUGCUUUUCAGGGAAGCCAAAUUAGAAUAUAUGAUGUCGAGAGAGGAUGGAAAGUUCGAAAUAACAUUCUUGCUAGAAGCUUCACAUGGACAAUUACUGAUGCAGCCUUAUCGCCCGAUAAAAGACAUCUUGUUUAUGGUAGCAUGUCGCCUAUAGCCCACAUCGUCAACGUUGGAUCUGCUGCCAAAGAAUCCCUUGCAAACAACAAUGAACAUGAAUGUUUGGAUUUCACUUCUCCUGAAGAUGGUGGGUUUGCCUUUGGAAUGUUCUCGCUGAAAUUCUCGACAGAUGGACGUGAAAUUGUUGCUGGAAGCAAUGAUGAUGAUAUAUAUGUUUAUGACCUCGAAGCGAAGAAAGUCUCUCUUCGCACCACAGGCCACGGGUCCGAUGUCAACACCGUCUGCUUUGCUGAUGAAAGUGGCCAUCUUAUUUAUUCAGGAAGCGAUGACAGAGCCAUUAAGGUUUGGGAUAGGCGCUGCUUGAGACCGAACGGAAAGGCUGCAGGGAUCCUAAAGGGGCACCUUGAAGGGAUUACAUUUAUUGAUAGCCGUGGAGAUGGUCGGUAUCUUAUAUCCAACGGGAAAGAUCAAGCCAUCAAGCUGUGGGAUAUCCGGAAAAUGACAUCAAAACAUCCCUAUUACAUCUAUCCACUGCACAAGAAUCCGGAGUGGGACUACAGAUGGAUGGACUACCCUUCACAAGCGAGAGAGUUGAAGCACCCUUAUGAUCAGUCGGUAGCUACGUAUAAAGGCCAUUCAGUCUUGCGCACUCUAAUCCGCUGUUACUUCUCACCCGAAUACAGCACUGGACAGAAGUACAUCUACACCGGAUCUCACGAUUCUUGCAUCUAUAUAUAUGAUUUGGUUACUGGCGCCAAAGUUGCCAAGCUGAAGCAUCACAAGUCGACAGUGAGGGACUGUAGCUGGCACCCGAGCUACCCGAUGCUGGUCAGCUCGUCUUGGGACGGGGAUGUCGUGAAGUGGGAGGCUCGUGGAGGUGGGGAGGCGCCAGCACCUGCAAACAAGGAGAUAUUGAGAAGGAGACAUUUCUACUAAGGUUAUGGCACUGUAACUGUAAGUUCACUUGCCCCAUAAUAAAGUAAAAACCACAUUUUGUUAUUCAACUUGUAAUAAAAGGAACUUUUGUUCUUAUCA
This is a messenger RNA of Salvia splendens (bonfire salvia), 2500 nucleotides long. Its product is annotated as LEC14B protein. The coding region runs from base 932 to 2401 and encodes 489 amino acids. Gene Ontology annotation, molecular function: protein binding. The transcript has 12 exons. Gene Ontology annotation, cellular component: Cul4-RING E3 ubiquitin ligase complex. The record is from RefSeq and is a predicted model, not a curated record. Gene Ontology annotation, biological process: proteasome-mediated ubiquitin-dependent protein catabolic process. NCBI's taxonomy places the organism in Eukaryota, Viridiplantae, Streptophyta, Magnoliopsida, Lamiales, Lamiaceae.